AUGUGGAACAAGAUGAUGUAAAGAAAGAACAAUUAUCUGAUUUUGAAAAAAGAAGCAUCAAUGAUCAUUAUUAUUGUGCUGAUGGUAUUAAUGGUAUUAAUGAUACUACUGAUACUGAUUAUGCUAGUUAUACUGAUGGUAUUAAUAUUGCUAACUGUACUGAUUAUAACAAUGAUGCUAAUGGUACUAAUAGUAUUGAUGAUAUUAUAAGUGCUAAUAGUACUAAUAAUGUUAAUAAUAUUAAUGAUUCUGAUAAUGCUAAUAAUACUAAUAGUGCUAAUAGUACUACUGGUACUGUUAAUGCUAAUGUAUCUAGAAUAUUUUCUUUAUCGUGA
Molecule: messenger RNA, 335 nt
Organism: Funneliformis caledonium
Lineage: Eukaryota; Fungi; Glomeromycota; Glomeromycetes; Glomerales; Glomeraceae
Source: the annotation of a GenBank genome assembly